Molecule: messenger RNA, 1572 nt
Organism: Colletotrichum karsti
Lineage: Eukaryota; Fungi; Ascomycota; Sordariomycetes; Glomerellales; Glomerellaceae
Product: d-galacturonic acid reductase
Exons: 5
Coding region: 1-1572 (523 amino acids)
Biological process (GO): NADPH regeneration
Cellular component (GO): cytoplasm
Molecular function (GO): nucleotide binding; oxidoreductase activity
Source: RefSeq, a predicted model, not a curated record
AUGCCUCCAGCAGCCAGUGGCUGGACAACAGGAAAAUCGAGCCUGGAAUGGACGCUGAACAAGCGGUUGAGCCCCGCUAUUUACGUGUUGGAGAUCUGCCCCUCCCCCUCCCCCUCCCCCUCCUUACCCCUCAUCCUCCAGGUCUUGUCGAUUACAGCGUCUCGCCGCGAGAAUAAUCAGCAUGAUCUCGGAGGUGCGAUUCGAAAUAUGAAGACGAAGAAUAUGCGUUGGCGCAUCGCAGACUUGGCGUUGGCCUUGUUGAAGGCUCCUGGCACUCCGCAUACCGGCUUCUACGAUGCGGACGCGCUCGACGCGUUCACAAUGGAGCCUCUCAAUGUCUUGAUGGUCGGUACCGGCGAGUACACCACCGGUUUUGUCGGUGGUGGUGCCUCUGGGUCGGACAAGAAGGUCGGUGUCGUUGGUCUCACACUCUUCGACCUGAGAAGGCGAGGCAAGGUCAACCAGCUGGGCAUGGUUGGCGUCAACGGAACCAAGUUCCCCGCCAUCAGGGAACAUCUCAACAAGAACAUCACCCAGGCCUACAACGGUCUGGACACCUCCUUCGACUCAUACCCCGCCAACGACCAGAAGGACCCCGAAUCGUACAAGGCCGCCAUCGACGCCCUCAAGCCCGGCGAUGCCAUCACCAUCUUCACCCCCGACACCACUCACUACCCCAUCGCUCUCUACGCCAUUGAGCGCGGCAUCCACGUCCUCCUCACCAAGCCCGCCGUGAAGGAGCUCGAGCACCACCAGGCCCUCAUCGAGGCCGCCGAGAAGAAGGGCGUCUACGUCUUCAUCGAGCACCACAAGCGCUUCGACCCCGCCUACUCCGACGCCCGCUUCAAGGCCCAGAAGCUCGGCGACUUCAACUACUUCUACUCCUACAUGUCCCAGCCCAAGUCCCAGCUCGAGACCUUCAAGGCCUGGGCCGGCGUCGAUUCCGACAUUUCCUACUACCUCAACAGCCACCACGUCGACAUCUGCGAGUCCAUGGUCACCCAGCUCGGCUUCGUCCCCGUCAAGGUCUCGGCCUCCGGCUCCAAGGGUAUCGCGACCAGCCUCGGCUGCGACCCCGCCACCGAGGACACCAUCACCGUUCUCGUCCACUGGGAGAAGAAGGGCGACCCGAGCAAGAAGGCCACAGGUGUCUACACCGCAAGCUGGACCGCUCCCCAGCGCGCCGGCGUCCACUCGAACCAGUACUUCCACUACCUGGCCGCCAACGGCGAGAUCCGCGUCGACCAGGCCAAGAGAGGAUACGACGUCGCCGAGGAUGCCGCCGGCCAGCUGAUGUGGUACAACCCCUUCUACAUGCGUUACGCUCCCGACGAGGACGGAAACUUCAACGGCCAGACCGGUUACGGAUACAUCUCCCUCGAGAAGUUCGUCGACGGCUGCAGGCAGGUCAACUCUGGCAAGCUCAAGCCCGCGGACCUCGACGCCAAGGGCCUGCCGACUCUGAGGAACACGAUUGCCACGACUGCCAUUCUGCACGCCGGCAGGAAGAGCAUAGACGAGAACCGCGACGUCAAAAUUGAGAUUAACGACGGCGUGUGGAAGCUGGUUUAA